AUGCAUGUGAAGAUCAACACACGGUUUCGCAAGCUUUUAUCUCGUUUCCGUGAUCAAAGCGCACAGAAAAAGAGACCCACUGAAACUCGGAAACUGCAAAGCCAUUAUUUGAACUUUAUCAAAUCGAGUCAGCGCUUCUACCGUGGCUACAUCCAACAUCUUGUUUCGCGAUUCAACUGUAUCCCGGAACUGGAGAAAUUAGCCAAGGAGCUUAAAUUUGAGAACUCGGGAAUGUCUCACAACCAGCUAGCUGUUAUUGGGCUUGCGGAUGGGAACCAUCUGCAAGCAACUUAUCAUCUAUACCGCGCCUUAUCUGCCCGCGAGCCAUACCCGACGUCCAACGGGAAUCUAGAAAUCGAAUUCAGAAAGGUGUUAGCAGCUUGUGCUAAGGGGGAGUCUAUCGGAAGCUCAGAGGAUGGGAAGGCCACGCUAAUUUCAAUGUUCAUCUACCUACAUGCCCAGUGCUACAAGGGGGUAGAUUUUCCAGAGCAUGAUGAACUCGAAAAUGAGAUCCUCAGUCAAAUGGCGGUUGAUCUCAAAGAGCUUUCAUUGCACCCGCCUCUACUGCAGAAAUUUUGUUUAAUAAACAUCGCUGCUGAAGAUUAUGCAAAUGCCAGGUGGGCGAACCGGGAAAAAGAUGCGGACGGUGUACAGCCCGCACGCGAUGCUAGGCAGUUUUUCCAGAGACUUAAUGUGAAGACUUUCUUCACUCUCUUACAGAUAUUGCUUUCCGAGCUUGAAUGCUCCGUUGCGGCAAACGAGUCUGAGAAAAUCACUCCCGUCGCGCAAAUUGUUUUGCCUGCCUUGCGACAAUAUAGCUCCUGGUUGCUUUCGAAUAGUGGCUCUUUGAUCAAAGAGUUUUGGAAAAUUUUUGACGUGCCAAGCCUUUCCGACAUCGGGUAUCUUCUUCAUGAAGAUGAAGAUACACUCGGGUUUAGUCCCUUCGUUAAUGAUAUAACGUGGCAAAGAUACGUUGAUGAGCGUGGGCAGAAAAAACCCAGACUUGGUGAUCUCGAGGAGAAACUGCCCGUUCAUAUUGAGAUGCUAUUUCGCGUCCGUGAAUUUGUGAUUGAUGGUCUUGAUUUGAUUGUCCAGGAGAAAAUCCCCAUAAUUCUAGCAGAUAGUAAUGAGACAAAACUAUUCGUCUAUAAAGAAGAAGGGCUCCCUCAAUUCUCGAGCCCAAGCGGGCAUCAACACAGACAUACUCUUUCUUCAACUAGCAUAGACCGCGAAGACAUUCACCCACCUGAAUCUAACCCGGAGACAAUGGAAUAUGCCAAUUCCCAAUCAGCAUCCGCAUCCAUCUCCCUCGCCAUGAACCAGAUGGUUGACAAACUUGUCGAAUCGGAGACAAAUGAGAACUGUCCACCAAUUGAAAGAACCCUCUCGUCAUCCACGGCAUGGCACAACGCAAACAUUAUUAACAUCAAUACCCACAAUACAGCUUCUCAACAAGAUGGCAGUGGCGAACACUCUAGUAACGGUCAUUGCACAGCAACUGGAGCUGGAACUGGAACCCUCAAUUCGUACAGCCCCAUCAUUGAGCCUCUGCCCCUACAAUCAUACUCACCCCGCCCCACUCUACCAAGUAUUCUAAAUACCCCAUUUGCGCCUCAACCAGGUGAGGCCAUAUCCCCGGCAACCCGUCCUUCUACAGCCAUCAGGCAAGGCGAACAAUAUCAUCCGAACCUCUACGCAAAUAAUAACAGAGGAUUCUCCCAGACCCAAGAUUUCUCACGACUACAACAGUACGGGAUAGGUUUCCAAAACAGCUUACAAGCCCCAUCCACGCCCAAUGACUCUUCAUAUCCAACAAGCAACUUAUCGCCAACGCAGAUGCAAACGCCAAGUAUUUCCUAUAAUAACGAUGGUGGAGGCGGUUAUGCAACUCACAAUCCACCACCAGGUCUUCCAUUCAACUGGCCUUUGAACAAUGCUACUCUCCAGUACAAACAGCGCGGACCUAAUCAGCCGGGAAGUCCGUACUACCAGUACUCGUCCUACAAUUCAGUUUCUAGUGCGAAAUCUAAAGCAUCGCAUUUGGGUGCCGGCGUUAUUGGCCAGACACCGCCCAGUGGACAGGGGAGUGGCGGAUGA
Histoplasma mississippiense is the source of this 2097-nucleotide messenger RNA. RefSeq lists its product as hypothetical. Bases 1 to 2097 code for a protein of 698 amino acids. The transcript is spliced from 6 exons. Gene Ontology annotation, biological process: nuclear-transcribed mRNA catabolic process, nonsense-mediated decay. Gene Ontology annotation, molecular function: protein binding; telomeric repeat DNA binding; telomerase RNA binding. Lineage: Eukaryota; Fungi; Ascomycota; Eurotiomycetes; Onygenales; Ajellomycetaceae. Gene Ontology annotation, cellular component: telomerase holoenzyme complex. The record is from RefSeq and is a predicted model, not a curated record.